UGGGAAGGAAACAUCACACUCGCCACUACACUACUAUGGACAGGGAUUAAGCAAUAAAGGACAGAUAGAAACAUCAGGAAGAAAAUCCCUGGGCAUUAACCUUAGAUUAGAGCCUUAGGUUAUGUUGAAAGAUAAUUGAUUACGGAUAACAUUAGGAUUGAAAAAAAUGGUCAGCAUUAGACUAGAUGAAGAAAUCUGACCUUGACAUCAGCCACCAUCUGCACCAUGCGAGCGAGUGCUCCCCACUCUAGGCUGACGUCUGCCUGUAGCUAUGACUCCAGCUCUGGCGCGUCCUCCUCCUCUUCUGACGAGAGCUCUGCCCGCUGCCGGAAGUGUUCCUGGAACUCCAGCCGCGUCAUGACGUGCCCAUCUCGCCACGUACCCCACUGCAGGCUCGUCCCUGGAACCAAACGUCACCAGGUCUCUGACCACACCCCAGGGGAAUCAGCGUCCGGCUUCCAGCACCAUGAACACAACUGCCGGUCUGAUGUUUGCCGGUCUGAAGUUUGCCGGUCUGAUGUUUUCCGGUCUGAUGUUUGCCGGUCUGAUGUUUGCCGGUCUGAUGUUUGCCGGUCUGAUGUUUGCCGGUCUGAUGUUUGCCGGUCUGAUGUUUGCCGGUCUGAUGUUUGCCGGUCUGAUGUUUGCCGGUCUGAUGUUGGCCGGUCUGAUGUUUGCCGGUCUGAUGUUUGCCGGUCUGAAGUUUGCCGGUCUGAUGUUUGCAGGUCUGAUGUUUGCCGGUCUGAUGUUUGCCGGUCUGAUGUUUGCCGGUCUGAUGUUUGCGGAAAGUGUUCACUGAAGCGAUGUUACAGCCCUGAAGAGAUUAGCGACGGCUGUUUAGAUUUGAAAUCAGAUCACGAUCAUAGUAAAUACGUCGAAAACAGGCAACUGGAAAAUCACCAAUGUACUGCAGAGAAAAGUUCAACACGUCAAACACACAAACAGUGUUCCGGUCAGGAAGAUCUUUUACAUAAAGAACAACACCAGAUGUGUUAUAAGGUUGAGAUCUGCGGAAACAAUGUGAAUGUACGUGAAUCUCCAUAUAACAGUGACGAUUGUGUAAGAAAUAAAAAACAAAAUGAAUUUCAUUCUGAUGCAGACCAUUGUGCGAAACCUAGGCAGACGAAUCCAUUUCUUGAUAGCUGUUCAGAAAAUACUUGGUGUGGAAGCAAACCCAGCCGGAUUAACCAAUCAAAGAACGCCGACAACAGCGAGAAGAAAGAAUCAGAAGUAGAUAAGAAAGUUCCGUCCCGUUCGUCCACGGAUAGCAGUUGUCUAGAAGACCACCUCCCAAAGUCUUUCUGCGUCAAGCCUGAAACCAUAGAAGACAAAACCGCGAUGCUAGACAAGUCUGCUUUAAUAUCGAGAUUCCCAGAGCCUAGCUACAGCAGCUGUCUACCCAAUUUAAGCCUGUCGCUCGAAAGAUAUUCUUACGCGCCGAUCUGCGUGUCAGGCUCCAAAUGGAACCUCCCGUACAUCUGCCGUCCGGUCUGCGGGAGCCUGCUCCGGUUGUCGUCACGAACCCAGUCGUCUUGUUCCAGAUUCCAGAGUUUUCCCAGACGUCGUCCAUCCUGCGGUCAUUCCUUCUGCCAACCCGGGGCCUGCUGUCUCAAGUACUCGCUGACCAACCCGGUGUGCCAUACUUAUGUCCGCUACACCAGCUGCUUCGACCCCUGCCGCAGUACCUGUGUGGGCCACGACCCGUUGUGUGGCACAUCAUGGACAAGCUGCAGCUCUACCGGCUCAGACCCUAAACCUUACACACGCCCCAGUUACAACUUCCCGAAAUACGGGACAUCAAGUUUUAAAACGCUUAAGGAAGAACCAGAAAAACACGACCCGGAAAACUCAUUUCACACACCUCCAAAGGGAAAAACCAACCCAAAGAGCACACCUCAGAACAGCUACAACAGCCUGAGACCCCCGUCCCCACCACUACCAACGUCGAAGCUCUCCACACCCAAGCACUCUAUCGAGUUCAGACCUCCGUCUCCCCCAAUACCAAGGUCAAAGGCCGCCACGCCCAGGCACUCUAUCGAGUUCAGAAUCCCAGAGGAUGAAGAACACAACAAGGUCAGCAUCCCGUCCCCCAACUACCCCACCUACCAACACGUCGUGGUGAAAACUGUGGAGACCUACACCCAGUCGACCCUCACAGCUCCCAUCAUGGUGGACAAGUUCACCCAGGUCGACGUCCAGGUCUCCAACCAAUCCACCGGAACUGACGUCACCGACACGUCAUCCAAGUACACCAACACGGAGCCCAAAGAACUCGCGGACAAGUCGACCGAGUUCUAUACCACAGAAACGAGCACCAAAAACUUCUUCCCGACCUGCUUCAUCCCCAGCCUGACCCUACCCUGCUGUCUUGGCACGUGUGACACCCGCAAGCGACUCUGCUUCACCCCCUUCGAGAAGUUCAGAAACCCCUUCCAACGUACACCGUCCUACCGACAAACAGUUCGCUGUCUGGACAUUUAUCGCAGCGUGCUGGGCGAAAACACCGAGACAGAUGUCCUCAGUUUGAGCAACAAUCCCGCCCGCCCAAAAAAUAAAUGCUCGCCGCUGAAAAAUCGCGACUGGUGCUACGUGUAUAGGUAGUGGCGAACAUUGAGAGCUCUUGCGUGGAAGUGUUUGCAGGAAGAUCUUGCAGUGUUACUGGUCUUGAUCAUCCAAUCAGAACUAAGGUGUGUUCGCCAGCCAAUCAGAGCUCAGAUGUGUGACUUAGCUGGCCAAUCGUCAGAGUGAAUGUAUUUUAAACAUGUAACAACUAACCAAUAAAAUAAUCUAAGAUUU
Messenger RNA from Physella acuta, 2793 nucleotides. RefSeq lists its product as uncharacterized. The record is from RefSeq and is a predicted model, not a curated record. NCBI's taxonomy places the organism in Eukaryota, Metazoa, Mollusca, Gastropoda, Physidae.